This is a messenger RNA of Salvia miltiorrhiza (redroot sage), 2353 nucleotides long. RefSeq names its product RNA polymerase I termination factor. The record is from RefSeq and is a predicted model, not a curated record. The transcript is spliced from 2 exons. Bases 168 to 2171 code for a protein of 667 amino acids. Lineage: Eukaryota; Viridiplantae; Streptophyta; Magnoliopsida; Lamiales; Lamiaceae.
ACAUUACCCAAGCCCACAUUCUGGUUCAUAUAAACACCGACAGCCACCGUCCUUUCCGAGAUUCUACCAACCGCCGCCGCUGCACACCCCCUACGCCGCUGCGCCACCUUCUGCCACAAAGAGCUACUCUUUCCCGAAAGCUGCCAUCAUCAUCCAACAAUCUAGGCAUGGAUGGCGAAAAAAUUAAGCAGAAGAAAAAGAGUGCCAAAAGCGUAGUAGAGGCUCAUACUGUUGAUAGGAUGCAAAUAGCCGAUUCUGCUCGAAUUUCUGAGAAUGAGGGUAUUUCUGAAGUGAAGAGGGAUCAUAAAAGGAGCAAAGAAAAGAAGAAGAAGAAGAAAAGUAAGGGAGCCGAAGAUGCUGACUCUGACAUGAAGAGUGCUUCUAGAAAAGGUGAAUUGAAUGUAGUAUCUGGUGAGAAUGGCGGUGGACUAAAAACUGGUAAUGUUGAAAGGAAUGGGGAGAGUUCUAGUGGACUAACAAUGGAUAAUGCUGAAAGGAAGAGAAAUCGAAGAGAGAAGAAGAAGGACAAGAAUGAGAUAUUCGAGACACGUGAUAUUGAUGAAGUAAAGAGGGACAAGAGUACCGAUUGGCAAGAGGGGGCAAAUGUUUCUGGAAAAGUGACUGGCGAAGAAGUUAUGGUUGAGAAAAGGAAGCAGAAAGUGAGAAGAAAUGACCGAAAGGUGGGAGAGAAUGAUGGAGAAGUGAUCCAAGGGCAUAGUGAGAAUUGCAUAGCCAAUGCCACAGAGAAUAGGAAGGAAAUGAAGAAGGAGAGGAAAAAGAGGAAGGAUGAUAGUGUGGUCGGGUCAAAAGACACUCAUAGUGAAAUUAAGUGUGAUGAAGUUGGUUUAUCUUCAAAACAGCAGGAACGUGUGCUGCAUGAUGUUGAAGAACAUAUUCAAUCAACCAAAGAUGAUGGUGGCACCAAAAUUAAUCAUGAAAGGAAGAAAAAGAAGAAGCACAGAAAGAAAGACAACUACAAAGAUGAUCCGCUUCCUGCUCAGAAAGAAUGUGUAGAUAGUGACGCUCAUAGUCUUCAGAAUGCUAAGGAGAUGCAAAAUAACGAAGCAGAGUUUACCAAUGAAAGCAAGAAAAAGAAAACCAAAAUUUUGGAAACUGAUACAAAUGAUGAACAAUAUAAUGAAGGUGAAUAUGCAAAGAAGGGGAAAAAAAGGAAGGCCAGUAUGGUGAUAAAAGGUUCAGAUGAUACUUCACCUAACAAAAGUAAUAAGAAAGUCAGAUUUUCUGGUCAGGAUGAGGUAUUUCCUCUCCCUCCUAAAUCAAAUUCUGAGGAGGGGAAUGGAAAGAAGGAAAAUCUGGUAAGAGGCACGCGGUUCACACGUAAAGAAGAUGAGAUUGUGAAAGAUGCUGUUAUGAAGUACAUAGAGGAACAUGAGUUAGGUGAUGAAGGUGUGGAAAUGAUCUUAAACUGUAGCAAGUACCCUGAAUUGAAAGGUUGCUGGCAAGAAAUAGGGUCUUCCGUACCAUACAGGCCAUAUACUUCUGUGUAUUGUCGUGCUCGGGUUUUACUUAUGAGGUCCGAGAGCAGGAAAUGGACUCAAGAAGAGUAUGACAUGAUUUUGAAAUACCAGGAAGUGCAUGGUAACAAGUGGAAGCCCUUGGCAGAUGAACUUGGCAAACAUACAUGGCAUGUGAAGGAUACUUGGCGCAGGAUAAAGUUGCCUAACAUGAAGAAAGGACAUUGGUCACAAGAAGAGUAUCAGAGAUUAUUUGAUCUGGUGAAUACUGAUCUACAAUUGAAACUUUCUGAAGAGAAGAGGUCUAAGCACGGAAUGUUGCGGGACAAUAUCUGUUGGACUGCAAUUAGUGAUGAGAUAUCCACUCGAGCUCAAGCAGCUUGCUGUAUAAAGUGGUACAAACAGUUAACCUCACCUAUGGUAGCUCAAGGUAUAUGGGCUGAUUCAGAUGACUAUCGUCUGCUUAGUGCACUUUAUUGCUUAGAUGCAACUUGCUUGGAAGAUGUUGAGUGGGAUGAUCUUAUUGAUAACAGAGCUGGAGAUGUAUGUCGGAAGCGUUGGAACCAGAUGGUUCUACAUAUAGGUCACAAUGGAAAGAAAUCAUUUGCUGAACAAGUUGAAGUAUUGGCUCAAAGAUACUGCCCGCAUCUUCUUGAAGCAAGAGAAACCUGGGAUAGCAAACCGCGGGUUCCUUGAUCCGCCCUCUGUAGCUAUGGAGUUUGAAGCUUGAUGUCAUGAAGAAAGUCGCUUCUGAAGGUUUUUGUCGCUCCGUUUCUCUUUAGGCUUGUUUCUUGUACACUGGUCUCUCAUCUUUUUGUUUCAACCAUGGAUGAUCCUACAUGCAAUGCUAUACAUUAAGAUCUUGUUGUUUACAUUUA